UCCCUUAAUAUGCUUGUUUGUCACUUUCUUUAAACCCUUUUCUUAAGUUAAAGGAAAACACACACAACGCGCACACACACACACACACACACACACACCAGACACGAAAAUCGGCAGAGAUCUAAGAUGAAGACAUCCGAGUACGUGGGCCUGAGCCCCACCAGCGCAUCCCUCCCCCAGCCCGGGGCCCAGCGCCGGGCGAGGAGCGGAAGGAAUUAAAAUGCCUGUCACCGCGAGGAUUCCGGACGGCGGGCAGUCUUUAAGACCCAGCGACUGCAUUUGUCUGGAGAGGAAAUGUUGCUUUUUGACAGAUGAGAGAAAUCCCCUUAGCGCUGGCUGAGGGAAGCGAGGAGCGAAGUCAGUCACCUGGUGGUGAAGGCCAGUAAAACAGCCGAGCUGGAGGAAAUUUUCUCUCCCUCUCUCUUCCCCUCUCUCUCCCUCUUUUCUCUCCGUAGGAUCCACCUCCUAUUCUCUCAACUCUUUUAGCAUAACCUUCAAAGGAGAACGUUCCCUUCAGACUUUAUUAUCUUCUUUCCCCCCACUGAGAGACUACCUCUCAGCCGCAAGACAUUUUUUAAGUCUAUGCAGGACUUCGGGGAUUCGGUUAUCUUGCCAGGGAAAUUGAUCAUUGCUAAUGUCUGGGACUCACAGUGUGCUAAAUUAGCUACCAGAGUAAGCCUGACGGAGGAAGGCUUUUAUCAUCUACUCUUCUCUUCAGUUUGAACACAUUUGCUUGAAAUUUGCCGCAUGAUGCUGUCCAGGGAAGCAGCUUUUUUUCUUGGGAUGCAGCAAUCCGCUGGUUUCUAAGCUUAUUGCAGAAGAAGAAAUAAUCUUCAAUAGAGUGGAUUUUUCCCCCUACUUGCUCGAUUCCACUGAGCUGUGUUGCACCGCGGUUAAAGAUCACCCGUCACCAAAUCUCUGAGCAAGUAAAACAAAGUGAAUUGUCGUUAUUAUUAAUUUAUUUAUUUUUAGUAUUUUUAAUCGGUGGAGGCGGCGUGACCACGGAGAAUGAGACUGAGAGAAGCUGCCAGGGCUUGGAGGAGGGUAAUCAUGAGUUUCAGCUGGAAACUAAAAGACUAGAUUGCUUUUUGCUACAACUUGCCCGGUUCCUCUCCACUUCCUUUAGUUGCGCUCCAUGGACAGAUCAACCAACCUGGACAUUGAGGAGCUCAAGAUGACCCGAGAACAAUACAUACUAGCAACACAACAGAAUAACCUGCCAAGGACUGAGAAUGCACAACUUUAUCCAGUGGGAAUUUAUGGCUGGCGAAAGAGGUGCUUAUACUUCUUUGUCCUUCUGCUGUUGGUUACCAUGAUAGUUAACUUAGCCAUGACAAUAUGGAUAUUGAAAGUUAUGAAUUUCACUGUGGAUGGUAUGGGAAAUCUGAGAGUCACCAAGAAGGGAAUCCGACUUGAAGGUAUAUCUGAGUUUCUACUUCCAUUGUAUGUGAAAGAAAUUCAUUCCAGAAAGGAUAGUCCACUGGUCUUACAGUCUGACAGGAAUGUCACAGUGAAUGCAAGAAAUCACAUGGGACAGUUAACUGGACAACUGACAGUAGGAGCUGAUGCUGUGGAAGCUCAGUGUAAAAGAUUUGAAGUGAGAGCCAGUGAACAUGGCAGGUUGCUGUUUUCUGCAGAUGAAGACGAGAUCACCAUUGGGGCUGAAAAGCUCAAAGUUACAGGCACCGAAGGCGCUGUAUUUGGGCACUCGGUGGAGACACCUCACAUCAGAGCAGAACCCUCCCAAGACCUCAAGCUUGAAUCACCCACCAGAUCCUUGAUCAUGGAAGCACCUCGCGGGGUCCAGGUGAGCGCAGCUGCAGGAGACUUCAAGGCCACCUGCAGGAAGGAGCUCCACCUGCAGUCCACAGAAGGGGAGAUAUUUUUAAAUGCAGAUACAAUCCGGCUGGGAAAUCUACCGACCGGCUCCUUUUCAUCUUCACCCAGCUCCUCAAACUCUCGACAGCCAGUGUACGAACUCUGCGUGUGCCCCAAUGGCAAACUGUACCUUUCGCCAGCAGGAGUAAGUUCCACUUGUCAGUCCAGUAGCAACAUCUGCUUGUGGAGCUGAAGUGACUGAUUUCUCCUCACACCAGAAUAGCCUUUUGUUCUGUCCGUCUGCUUCACAGUUCUGCUCGGUUUCCCUUGUGAUCAGUCCAGAGCGUCUUCAAAUGGUCCACGAAGCAACUUCUUCCAGUGUUCAGCAGGGAUUUGCUGCCACCGUCUCCUGUGGUUUCCGGAACUGCUCAACACAGAGUGUGAGUGACACGGCAGUGGAAAAACCAACUUCCACAGGAAAACUGGAUCAGAAGUCUUGCUCAAAAGGGAGAAUAACAUAGGUGCCUUUGCUACAACAAGUGAAGCACACAGUUCUAGGUUUCUGCAGGAUCUGGAUAUGAACUGCACAUAUACACAUUACACAGAUGAAAUUCCCAGUAUCCAAUGGCAAGAUGAAAUGGUUAACUCUGUAAGACAACUAAUUCUACAGUUUGAAAGCACAAUUUUCCAUUCAUCUUUUUGGAUGUAAACUUUUAUCCCCGAAUUUUAAAAUUUUGAAGCAUUAUGUAAUGCUUGCUUUACUAAAAAUUAAAUUCAAUACAUGGUUUUUAACAAAAACAAAAAACAAGAUGGAAUCCCUUCUUGCGUUUUUUUUUCUUUGAAUUCAAUGUGUUGUUACUCUUUGUCUACUAAGUCUAGAAUUUUGUACAUUAGGUAAUUUUGAAAGCACUCAGCAAUAUGAUCUUUACAGAAUUAACAAAAUGCCAUCACAUUUGUCAUUUGUCAGGUCUGGAUGGCCUUAUGUAUCUACUUGGCUACUGCAUGUGACGUAUUUGCUUUUGACAAAACAUCUAACUUAUUGCAAUAUAAGAUAGGACUACAAGGGACACACUGAUGUGGAAUCCAUAGUUCAUCUCCUUAAAAGUUCACAUGCUAUCCUUUACAUUUAGCUUUUAAUAGUACAGUUCUUGUUUGCUCCAUUCACUUCAUACUUUCUACCUGACUGCUAAAACUUAAACCCUCUAAAUAAAGAGAUACUAAUGUGAUGCAUAAUGCGGAGAAUGGAUUCACUUUCCAUCGGGAUAACAUCUUCAAAAAUAUCUACUUAUUUUUUCAGGCUAAGGUUUAUUGAGAUUAGAAUUCAAAUUAAAAAUCCCCAACUAAAUAGCAAAUAAAAAUAUUAAUAUUUGAAAAAUACACUUGCUCCAUUAGUGAUAUUUUAAUAAAUUUAGCCAUAUUUCCUUCUAGCUGUUAAUAUUCACUUAUAUUCUACUAGGCUAUUUGAUAUGAGAAACCAUAGUUUCUUCCAUUCUCCUCCUUUGUCAUUUAGCUACUAAUAAAUAACUCCAGAAUGCUACAGAUUGGUUUGUCACAACACUCCUUAAAUCAAAUUCUUGAAACUUACAGAACCCAAUAAUAUAAACUGUAUUAAAUAUUUCCUGUUAUGGGAAGAUGACUUGAUUGCUGUAAGGUAAGUCCUUGAUUUUCACAUUUCAAUCCAUGGUUUCCUCAUGCAAGCAACUAUUAGGUGUGUAGAAGCGUCAUUUGUAACAAUACAGUCUUUGGAGUUCAGGUCUCUACAGCACAGAGCAAAGUAAGAGACUAACUUCUUAAAGUAAUUUGGUGAACAAGAGUGGGCAAACUGGAUAAUUAAAGUAGCAAAGCAAACCAUUUGGCUACAUGAUGUUGUUCGGAAACCUGCCAUUUCAAAUAUCGAAAAACCUCAUUUCUCUGAAUCUGUUUGGUACUCAGCAGAAGGGUUUGACAGCUAGUUCACUUUUACUGUUUUUAAAGUAGAACCUUUGCUUAGGAGUGACAUAAAUCUUUAAGUAUAUUAGAAAAGAUGAUAUACAGUUUCUUAAAAACUCAUAACACAACAGUCUACAUAAGAGAACUUGAGAAAUUUUCACGAGUCUUUGCAAAAUCUUCACAUAAAGUGUAACCUUUAAUUCCUCAAAAAUUUUGUGUUAAUCACUGUAUUAUUGACUGAGGAAAACAUGACAUAUUAAUUUGAGUUAUAUGCAAUGUCUAAUCAUCUCUAAGUUAAAAUAAUUAGAAGGCUUCCUAAUCAAAUGAGAACAAUUCUUUUGACUAGAAAUUGGCCCCGUAUCUAAUCUCAUCUGUGUCCUUACCUAAUCAAUGGAGCUGAUUUAGGCAAAAUGGGAAUAUCCCAGGUUCCAACUUACUUGAUUUUCCAACAAAAGUACUGAAUCAAAUAUCCUCUUGAGGGUCCCUUCAGCUCCAACAUGAUUUAAUUCCAACAACAAAUACACAAGGUAGAAGGGAUCGCCAACAUUUUAAGUUGUAUGUCAUUAGUGGAGAAAAGAUGAAUGUGAUGAGAAAACAAAGCAUAAAUACCAAUUCCUGUGAGGAGUGGACAAAGUUUUAAUUCAAAUACAUUCUGAAAAGCAUAGACAUAGUUAAAAAUACCUUAUAGUUCUAAGAGACUUAAGCCAUGUCCGGUGGUAUAAAAAUCUGGAUUUAUUUUUUAAAAUAGUGAUACAAGCGAUUUUCCAAUUCAACACUAAAUAUUUGGUUUAUGCUUGCUUGUUUGGAUUCCUUAUAAUCUAAGAAUAGAGCCAGACCCGGUAGUUAGGUUUCUCUGGAAGGUUUACAGAACUACUCCUAAAGGUUGUUGAUUUCAAGAAAAAGGAAUGUUUCUUGACUUGAUCAGAGCUACCUUAAUUGCACACUGCCCAACAGAUUCAUUAUCCAUUUCACCAGCCCCCAUUUUUAUGUCACAGCUUGGAUAUAAAUGCAUUUGUUGAGAUUCUGCAAGUGGCAUUUUUUCUAAAUCACUCGGAAAACUUAUGUUUUAAUGCACACUGCAUGGACCCUCCUCAGCUAUCUUGUUACCGUAUCUUACUAACUGUGCUUGCUUUAGCCCAGGUAGACAGGGAGGGCAGGAAGAUGGUGAUUGGCAGUAUGCCUAGCAUUUGACUGUCAGGAAUAGAGAAGUCGGAAAUGUGUUUGAGUUGAACUUGGGGGACGGUGGGUGUAGGGAAUCAAAAAAAGAAUGGAUGACAUUAUUCUUUUCUGUUUCAAGAUUUUUUAAUAAAACACUUCCAAACAAAAUUAUUUCCAAAUCUUUUCAUUCUCUUGCUUAGCAACUCCGAAACUUCUACCCUGUACUUAGUAGCCCUGUUGUUUUCUCUAGUUACACACCUUGUAAGCUGACAAACAAUUAUUUCAGGAUUUAAGGCAGUUAUACUGUUAGAUUUUUCUGCUAACUUUGGAGGCUUAAAUUACAGUAACUUGAAAAUAUAGCCAGCAGUUCCAAUCCUGGUUCUGCUUCUAGCUGACCAUUUAAGAAAUAUUUAAUUAUCUUGGUCAAAGUUUGAGUUUCCUUUCUGACUUUCCUAAAUUUUUUUGAUUCAUUUAAUUCAUUUUUUUGUCUCCACUACAGCCAUCUAAAUAUUGAAAUGCAAAUCUUUCUAACAUCUCAUGCCCUCUUCCUUUUAUCUAGAUUUCACUUUUACUCCGACCAUUUGAAUAUCAACUUUCCUAUGGGAAAGCCUGUUUGAUUGAUGGGCUUCUAUUGUAUAGAAGGGAAAAGAGUGUACUCUUCAAAUGGCAAUUUAUGGAAUUAAUCUAUUUACCAAAUAUAAACAUUUUGAUCAUUCUAUUAUCUCCAUCAUACUAAGCAACAUAGAUCUUUUGAAGAAAAGUUAGAAUCACAGAGGAAAAUUUUUCAAUUUUUAUACCAUUUAAGCCAUUCAAGUUUCUUACAUAUUUUACCAUCUGAUGAUUUGGACAAUAGUUCAUUCUACAAAAAUGUCAUGUGAUAUAAAACUUCCAAUGAAUUGUGUCCUGGCAAACAUGCCGUCUCUGUUAGAGAUGGGAAUAGCCAGUAGAGUGUCUAAUGCAUGCAAGUCUUUUAUAGCAGGUAAUGUCAAUGGCUUAAUCUCAAAUUAUUAAAAGAUCUGAUAUUUAAUGGCCAAAUUAUCUACACAAGCAUCACAUUUAAAGUCGUAUUUGAGUUUUAUAGGAGCGAGAUCUAAUCACCUCAUUCUUGUAAUAGCUUUAAUUUGAAUUGCUCAUACGACCAUAUUUGAAGAUACACUGGAAAAAUUUGCUCUAUAUACUAGGAUAUAUUGUAGUAACAAAUAUUGAAAAAUAUCAUCACUAAAGAACAUUACAGUUUAAUUCCUUUUAAAUAAUCAGAAGCCAGGGAAUGACCUCUUUAAACACAUUAUUUUACAUUCAAGUUCAUUACUUAUUUAAAUGUCAAAGACCAAAGACUGGGAUUUCUAUUGCAUUUAACUCUACCACUACUCAUUUAUUCAAAUGAUUAAGAGGACUUAUGAGAUAGGGAACAUCCUCCUUGCAGAAUUCCAAGCUGUAGGCAUUAAUGAAUGCUUUUAUUUUAGAAGGGAAACUUCGUGAGACCCACUCACUUUUUAUACAUGUAUAAUACACUCCUUGGUAUUCAUAAAACCAGUCUAAUGGCCAUAACCUAAAAUGGGCCAAGGAGAGAUUUACUCAGCUGAAUUUAAAUUGUCAUGGUUUGCUAAAAAUUCUUUGGAGAAUAAAUUUGAAGUAGAUUUAGAACCAGAGGGCUAUUUUCUAAAUGUUAAUUGAUGUGUCUCCAUUCUUUGGAAAAAGUCAAUGGAAAACAUUAAAGGAAAUGAGGUAUAAUGAACUGAGUUUUUUCCCAGUCUUAAUAUCUCAUUUGUAUGAAUAUUUAUAAAUUAAAGCCAAACAGGGUUAAAGAUGUACAAGGACAUUCGCUAACAAUGGAGCAAUGUUAUUUGGAGUCUGAGUGUCAUUAUUUAUACAAUUCUUUGAAUCAGGUCCACUAUUCAUUUAUUUUGUUUUGUAACUUUCAUGUAAAUGUUUUCUUGUAUAUAUAGAUAUAUGAAAAAUGGAACUAUUUUCUUACAUAUACUAUGCAAUAUGUUUGUAAAAUUGCAAUAUUACCAAAAUUACAAAAGCUGUGCUUUUGUAUUCUAUCUUGCUUUAUGUAAAAAAAAAAUCUUUUUCUAUUUAAAUGGACUGUUCGUCCUAUAAACUGUAGAUAACAUAUCUAUUCAAAAGAAGUCUAUUGUAUCUUUUGUUUAGUUUGGGAUAUUUGGGGUACAUUUGUUUUGUGGAAAAAUCUAGCCAAGUUUUGGCAGUUGGGAACCUUUUUUUCUUUCAUUAAUGAGACUUUUUGAUGCAUGCAAUGAGCUCAUAUAAUUUAAGAUCUCUCCUGUAAUUCUUGUAUUUUGUCCUAAUUUUGGUGCUACUGUGUAACCAUCAUUAAAUGUGAUAGUCAAACAAAGA
Messenger RNA from Oryctolagus cuniculus (rabbit), 7263 nucleotides. RefSeq names its product sarcoglycan zeta (gene SGCZ). The record is from RefSeq and is a predicted model, not a curated record. NCBI's taxonomy places the organism in Eukaryota, Metazoa, Chordata, Mammalia, Lagomorpha, Leporidae. Gene Ontology annotation, cellular component: sarcoglycan complex; sarcolemma. Gene Ontology annotation, biological process: cardiac muscle tissue development; heart contraction.